Messenger RNA from Guillardia theta CCMP2712, 732 nucleotides. RefSeq lists its product as hypothetical. Gene Ontology annotation, cellular component: nucleus. The transcript is spliced from 4 exons. Gene Ontology annotation, molecular function: protein methyltransferase activity. NCBI's taxonomy places the organism in Eukaryota, Cryptophyceae, Pyrenomonadales, Geminigeraceae. Gene Ontology annotation, biological process: protein methylation. The annotation marks the transcript as partial. The record is from RefSeq and is a predicted model, not a curated record.
UUUCACAUUGAUAUAACCAUGAAGACAAGAUCUACUAUCCGCGAAUGCGGCGUUCAAAUUUGGGGCGCUUCACUCUACCUCUCCGAUUGGAUUCUGAGCAAACUGUCUCAGUUUCAAGAUGCAGUUGUGAUGGAGUUGGGAGCUGGGGUUGGGCUACCUGGAGUUGUUGUUGCUCGUGUUUGCCGUCGUGUCUUCUUGACAGACUACGAAGACAAGUCGUUGAGGAACUGUUUGAGGAAUGUCAUGCUGAAUGACAAGCGGGGAGUCUGUUCUGUCCGUAAGCUUGAUUGGAGCGAUGAGUUCCCAAUCAAGAAGGAUGAAGUCAAACAACAAUCAGAGUUCGAUUGGACGGAAAAAGAGCUGAUGGAACUUAAAAGCUGCAAUUACCUGCUGGCUGCUGAUGUCAUUUACUCCAACGAGCUGACAACCUCCUUCCUCAACAAGGUUGUGCAAAUUCUGAGCAUCUGCAGAGAAGACGCAAAAUUGAUAAUGACGAUCGAGAAAAGAUACAACUUCACCCUCCCUGAACUUUGCACAACAUGCAGAGAGUACGAUUUCUUCUUUUCUCAUGUUCAAGUGGAAGGUGCUGGGAGAGAAGAAACAUGUAUAGGCAGUGCUAAAACUUUUCUGUUGCGCGGGAAGAAGCUAGGGAGUGACUUCGAGAAGAGAUUGAAAGAAUACGAUAGGUCUGAUGAGAUGGAAUUAUGGGAAUUGAUUCGAAUCCCAACAUGA